Molecule: messenger RNA, 2086 nt
Organism: Drosophila gunungcola (fruit fly)
Lineage: Eukaryota; Metazoa; Arthropoda; Insecta; Diptera; Drosophilidae
Product: glucose dehydrogenase [FAD, quinone]
Exons: 2
Coding region: 70-2010 (646 amino acids)
Molecular function (GO): flavin adenine dinucleotide binding; oxidoreductase activity, acting on CH-OH group of donors
Source: RefSeq, a predicted model, not a curated record
GAGAAAUCGCGGCUUUGGAUCAGCGAAAAUGGCUUAAGCUGGAUCAGCAAAUUGGCUGGAGUACGCUGGAUGGUUUCCCAUCGAAAGUCAGUCAGUUGUGCUUUCACGAUGACUGCGAUCAACACGUUCGUGACGAUGUGGCGGUUCCUGCUGACCCUUGGCCCCUCGGCCAUGAUCAUCCUGCUCCUGAACAAGGGAAUCCUCGAGCAGCGGUUGGAUAUUGUGGACGAGGCGCACCGUGUCCGUUCGAUUCACAUCGAAGAUCUGCGGGAAUCCUACGAUUUUAUUGUGAUUGGCGGCGGAUCGGCGGGCUGUGUUUUGGCCGCCAGACUCUCGGAAAAUCCGGAAUGGAAUGUUUUGCUUUUGGAGGCUGGCGGGGAUGAGCCCCUGCUCGUCGAUCUACCGCAAUUGUACCCGGUAUUCCAGCGGAGUCCUUGGGAUUGGAAGUAUCUAACGGAGCCCUCGGAUCGCUAUUGUCUGGCCAUGGAGGACCAGCGUUGCUUUUGGCCCAGGGGCAAGGUUCUGGGGGGCUGCAGCUCCAUCAAUGCCAUGAUGUAUAUCCGGGGAAACAGGCGGGACUACGAUCACUGGUCGGAACUGGGUAAUCCUGGCUGGGACUAUGCCAACGUGCUGCAUUAUUUCCGCAAAACAGAGGACAUGCGGGUUCCUGGCUAUGAACAUAAUCCAUAUCAUGGACACGGUGGUCCCAUUUCCGUGGAAAGAUAUAGGUCCCCCUCACCCCUUUUGGAUAUUUUCAUGAGGGCUGCCCAGGAACUGGGCAUGGUCCAUCCCGAUGGAGAUUUCAAUGGUCGAACUCAGACUGGAUUUGCCCCGCCACAUGGAACUUUACGAGAUGGCCUGCGUUGCAGUGCCAAUAAGGGAUACAUUCGACGAAGUUGGCAGCGUCCCAAUUUGCAUAUUGUGCUAAAAGCCUUCGUGGAGCGACUCCUGAUCGAUCCGCAAUCCCACCGAGCCAUUGGAGUGGUCUUCGAAUAUGGCCUGCUCAAGCAUUCGGUGGGUGCCGAAAGGGAGGUGAUCCUUGCGGCCGGCUCCUUGGCCAGUCCGCAACUGCUGAUGGUCAGUGGUGUUGGCCCCAGGGAGCAAUUGGAACCACUGGGCAUCCCAGUGGUGCAGCACUUACCCGGAGUGGGUGGCAAUUUGCAGGAUCACAUCUCGACUACUGGAGCUAUAUUCACUUUCGACAGCCGCCAGAAUCGUCAUCUGUCCUUCAUUGUCCCCGAAAUGUUGAAUGAAGAGGCGGUGGAGGAGUUCCUCCAGGGAUCCGAUAGCUUCUUCUAUGCCAUGCCCGUGAGUGAGGUCAUGGGUUUCUUCAGCACUCGCUAUCAGGAUCCCCGAUUGGAUUGGCCCGAUGUCCAGCUUUUCAUGGGCAGCUAUGCCUAUGGGGCCGAUGGCGGCAUAGUGGGUCGCCGGGGAGCUGCCAUCACAUUGGAUAACUACGCGGAGACCUUUGAGCCGUUGAUCUACCAGGAUUCCUUUGUGAUAGCCCCCCUGCUGAUGCGUCCACGCUCCAGGGGAUUCCUGCAGUUACGCUCUGCGGAUCCUAAGGUUCAUCCCCGCAUCCAUGCCAACUACUAUGAUGAUCCGCAUGACAUGGCCAUAAUGGUGGAGGGUCUUAAGAUGGCCCAUCGUCUGAGCCAAACGCCGGUGAUGCAAUCCCUAAAUGCCACCAUGAAUAUCUACGAGUGGCGCAAUUGCCCGGAGGUUGAGUACCUCAGCGAUGCUUUCUGGGAGUGCCUGGCGAGAUUCUACUCCCAGACGAUCUACCAUCCGGUGGGCACCUGCAAAAUGGCCCCCGAUUCGGAUCCCGGCGGUGUCGUGGAUCCCCGACUGAGGGUCAGAGGAAUGCGGGGACUCAGGGUCAUCGAUGCCAGCAUAAUGCCCACUAUUCCCACGGGCAAUACAAAUGCUCCGACUUUAAUGCUGGCGGAAAGGGGAGCGGAUAUCAUCAAGGAGGAUUGGCGCCACUACAGAGAUGGCGGCUGGAGUUAGGUACCAUUAUAUCAUACCUUUUGUACCAUAAUUUAACAACAAUUUAACAGCAAUAAACUCAUUUGUACACAGAGUA